Molecule: messenger RNA, 1386 nt
Organism: Lachancea dasiensis
Lineage: Eukaryota; Fungi; Ascomycota; Saccharomycetes; Saccharomycetales; Saccharomycetaceae
Source: the annotation of a GenBank genome assembly
AUGCCCGCGUUCAUUCCCUUCCUGGGUAGAAUCUCCUUCACCGACUAUGUCAUUGUGGUUUUAGUGGCCAUGGAGAAGGUACUAACACUGGUGCUCAACUGUAUCCCUCAAAUGUGGAUAGAUGUUGGAACCACCAUUGUUAAUGCGGUGACCCGUAGGACUUUGAGUCCCAUGGAUAGCAUGGCUCAGCAGCUCCGAGACGCUAAGGAUAUACAUGAGAUGGCGCAGGUUUUUGGAGUGGAAAUUGAAGACCACAUUGUGAGGACAGAGGACAACUAUCUACUUACACUGCACCGUCUAGUACCAAACCCAGCGAACAGCAACGGCCAGGUGGUAUAUCUACAUCACGGUCUGCUGAUGUGCUCGGACGUUUGGAUGUGCCAUACCGUGCGGGAAUGUAAUCUGCCCCUAGUUCUGUAUUCGCUGGGUUUCGACGUCUGGAUGGGCAACAAUAGGGGCAAUAAAUACUCGACUCAGCACUUGGACCGUAGUCCGGGGUCUCAUGAAUUUUGGGAUUUUUCCAUUGACGAGUUUGCGUUCUUCGACAUCCCUAACUCUAUCGAGUUCGUGCUGACACACACCCAUUCGCAAGAGCUCAUCUGUGUGGGUUUCUCACAAGGCUCUUCACAAACAUUUGCCGCACUGAGCGUGCGUGAAGAUCUUAAUGACAAGAUCAGCCUUUUUGUCGCAAUUGCUCCGGCCAUGACCCCGCAAGGGCUUCACAACCGCAUUGCAGACACUCUGCUGAAGUCCAGCCCCCGAGUGAUGCACUUGUUCUUUGGAAACCGGAUACUGCUGCCCAGCGCUACCGUUUGGCAGAAAACACUACCUCCUACGGUCUUCAACGUAGUCAUCGACCUUGCCAAUCGAUUUCUUUUCAAUUGGAAGUCCUUGAAUAUCUCCCCACAGCAGAAGCAUGCUUCAUAUGCAAAACUAUACUCAACUACUAGUGUCAAGAGCGUUGUCCACUGGUUCCAGAUUCUAAAGGCCCAGAAGUUUCAGAUGUUCGAGGAGCACGAUAUUGUGAUGAAUUCGUGGAAUCCUACACGGUCAUAUCAAAUCACUUCUUUUCCAACCCGCACUAACAUCCGCAUUCCAGUCCUGCUCUUAUAUGGAGGCACCGAUUCGCUGGUCGAUAUCGAUGUAAUGAAAUCCAAUCUUCCGCAAAGCCAAGUUUUCGACGUCAUGAUUCCAUCCCACGAGCAUUUGGACUUAUUAUGGGGACGCAGCGUCGGUGAUUUUGUUAUUCCCAACGUUUUGCGCUUCAUAUGGUUUUUCAAGGACAUCAAGACCCUCGAAGCUGACACGGCGAUGGGAUCUACCCAAGAACUUGCCAGCCCUUUUGCCAAGACCUACAGUGACAGCGCUUCCACUAAAGAGGCAUAA